UUUCAAGUUGAAUUUCAACUAGGAAAAAUAAUCACUUCUCAGUAGAAAUGUUAACACCCAAACCGGUAGGUGGCAGCACUCAAAUUACUUCUCGGAACGUUUAAUGCUCCCGGAAAAAACAACGUUAGCUUCAAAGAUCACAAAAAUGUCCUGCUCUUUUUGCUAUUGAUGUCGAGUUUCUGUCUAAUGUAUGUUUUUAAGCUGACCUGGUAAUGUGAAGGAUUAUUAUCUAAUCACUUACCGUAUUGUCUUAAUUUAAAGUUAACGACUUACCACGGCUGGCGGCUAGUUUAUGUUGUGCUUGUGGCUAAAGAUAGUUUAGGAUUCAGCUUAGCCUUCAAUUUGUUGUUGCAGUUUGCAGCACGGACUGCUGUGCUGUUAACAGGCAACUGGCUUUGCUUAAUUAAGGUAACUGUUGAAGCAGCAGUGAACUUUUAACCGGGAAAAUCGGAAGUUUGACGCGUGGAAUGGCUGCUUUAGGAUUUAUUCCUGCCAACGACCAUGAUGCUUUUAGUUUCGGAACGGAACAAACGUCCACCAACAAAAGUUCCAAAAUAAGCGGAGAAGAAGUCAGGAGGUUCUAUGAAGAUUUAAUUAAAGAUGACAAAACCCAGAAGGACCAGUCAGUGAGAGCAACCCACAGGAACAAUCGUGGCAGGGGCUCUGAUAGAAGAAUGAGGAGGAGAGUCAGGGCUGGACGACUGCAGCAGGUUCGUCCCGAGUCUGUGGUCCAAAUGGAGGCAAGACGUGAAAGAGAAGACAACCAAAGAAGACAGUCAGAGAGGUCAGAGAGAGCCCGGGAGCUGCAGGGACUGAGGCUGCUGCGCUGUGCUCAUCAGGGGGACAUUCCAGGACUCAAGGAGCUGAUCUCAAAAGGAGUGGACAUUAAUUUCCAGGACUCCUAUCUGUGGACAGCUGUGAUGUGUGCCAGCUGGUCAGGACAGAAAGCUGCAGUGAGGCUACUGCUGAUGCACGGUGCAGCCUGGGUCGGAGUGGUUGAUACAAGAGGCAAGGAUGCCCAAGAUCUGGCAUCAGAAGCCGGCCAUGAUGACGUCCUGGAAGAGUUAUUAAGUUUUGGAAAAAGUCCAAAGAGAGAGACACCGUCUCAUUGCAGGUUGCUCAAGCCUCAGUGGUGCGAUGUGUGCCGCUGUGAGUACGGAAACAGCCACUCAUCACAUAUUUCCUCUACUUUGCAUCAGUUCAGUCUGCACCGUCCUCAGCCCACGCCUUACUACUGCCUCCCCCCGUCCAGUAACAGCUACAGGAUGAUGGUUCGCUGCGGCUGGAAACCGGGUAUGGGUCUGGGCCCAGAGGCAGAUGGCGCUAAGCAGCCCGUAUCCACCGUAUUAAAAAGAGACCAGAAAGGUCUGGGAUUUGGACCAAUAAAGAGACCUAAAGUGACUCACUUCAAAGCUGGUGAUGCUGAUGCCGUAAAACACCAACAGCAUGAGAAAGAAGAAAAGGGACAGAGAGCACAGAAGAAGGAUGAGAUCAAGAGAAAAGAGCAAAAAGAUAAAAACUGGGAGAGAGAUUUUCGUGCUUCGUUUUAUUAGUAAGACCUAGCCAUGCUCUCCUGUUGGUGCUCUCUCUGUGGACUUGUCUAAGACGUUUCACACUGCAGUGUGACCUUACCUCAGUUUUGGCCAACAUGUUCUCUACAGUUUGUGCAAUGAUGAUGCUCUUUUAUUUUUAUCUGAUUCAUUCUUACUUUUAGGAUUUGCUGUUGACUUUCUGAGACUGUUUCAAAAAAACAAUUAGUAUUUAUGUUCUAACAAUAUCAAAAGAAAGUAAAAUGCAUUUUUAAUAUAAAAAGCAGUGGGCAUAUAUUUUUGA
Molecule: messenger RNA, 1833 nt
Organism: Poecilia latipinna (sailfin molly)
Lineage: Eukaryota; Metazoa; Chordata; Actinopteri; Cyprinodontiformes; Poeciliidae
Gene: gpank1
Product: G patch domain and ankyrin repeats 1
Exons: 4
Coding region: 468-1553 (361 amino acids)
Molecular function (GO): protein binding; nucleic acid binding
Source: RefSeq, a predicted model, not a curated record